Chondrus crispus (carragheen) is the source of this 1231-nucleotide messenger RNA. RefSeq lists its product as hypothetical. The transcript is spliced from 2 exons. Bases 1 to 186 code for a protein of 61 amino acids. The record is from RefSeq and is a predicted model, not a curated record. Lineage: Eukaryota; Rhodophyta; Florideophyceae; Gigartinales; Gigartinaceae.
AUGGGCGUAACUCGCCGCCUAACGCGAACGGUUGUCCGCCAAUCUCGAAAGCUCUCUCGUAAAGUACGUACGUACCGUAUGUACGAUACUCGUACAAUCCCCUAUCCCGGUACCAUCCGUUUACUAACCCUAUGUCCAGCUUCUGCAUCGGUCUCCCCUCUUUGGCCACCACAAAACCUCCGCUAAUGUGGCCAAUCUCCCGCCGCCAAACUGCCCAGCCCUCGAACGCCAAGUUCUCUCUCUCGUCAACAGCACGCGUAAGUCGCGGAACCUGCGCUCUCUCUCUCUACAUACCUCCCUGACUUCCGCCGCCAAGGAUCACUCACUCGACCAGGCGCGACGUCGCAAAAUGACACACAAGGGCAGGGAUGGUUCCACUGUGUCGCACCGCAUCACGAAACGGGGCUACAAUUAUCGCUAUGCUGCGGAGAAUGUCGCGUAUGGGCAAAGCUCGUCGCAGAGGGUCUUUGACAUGUGGAUGCACAGCAGAGGACAUAGAAAGAAUAUUUUGAAUGACAGGGUCCGCCAUAUGGGGGUUUACGCGGCGAGGGGAAGGAAUGGUAAACUGUAUUGGACACAAGUUUUUGGUACUUUGCGGUAGCUGCCGGGCGUAGCAGUGCACUCCGCCGUCUUCUUUGUAGCUACACAGGGGAAGGUGGCCUGUGGGGAAGCCUUUUAACGCUCCCCCAUCAUCGUCCGCGAAAUAACGGUGUCUGCAAGGAAAUCAAAUCUUUGAUUCGAAGUUGCGGGGUACUUACUACCGCUCUGAACGAAUGUGCACAACGCGAGUUGAGACUUUGGACCAGAACUUUGGGGGCAUAUUCUUCAGAGAACGUUGCACAUCUGGAAGCCUCGCUCCAACUGCUGUCUCAAAGUAUCGCUGGUGUGAUGAAAUGACUAGUGAAUGCCUUAGCCGUCUUGGAGGAUAUGUCUGUGCAUGGCAUAUUUGUCUUGUUCGGUGUCGGUGGCCGUUUGCAUCAAGAGUUGACACGAUUUUUCUGGACAGCUGGCAGCACUCUGGUGGAUGUCACGGAUGGACUCAACCAUGAACUUGAGACGCUUCAACCAACGACACACUGGCCGUAUUUUCUUAUACUACACUACCCUUGGGUAGUUGAUUUUGAACUGUAUCGAUGAGGAUAUUGCGUAAUGAAAGGAUUCAAUGAAGCUCGUAGGUAUGCACGCCAGAAUAUGAUGAUGCACGCGAUUCAAUUUAAAAUGUAUUUAUCCA